Molecule: messenger RNA, 1425 nt
Organism: Xenopus tropicalis (tropical clawed frog)
Lineage: Eukaryota; Metazoa; Chordata; Amphibia; Anura; Pipidae
Gene: proz
Product: protein Z, vitamin K-dependent plasma glycoprotein
Exons: 9
Coding region: 61-1311 (416 amino acids)
Biological process (GO): proteolysis; blood coagulation
Cellular component (GO): extracellular region
Molecular function (GO): calcium ion binding; serine-type endopeptidase activity
Source: RefSeq, marked validated
CAAGAUUCAGAUAAAAGGAUAAUUUUGUAGACAUGCUGUCCACUAGCCCCAGGUAUCAAAAUGGCACAUGCAGUGCAGACAUUCUGCUUAUUCUCCCUAAUGCUUUUUAUUCACCAAGCAGAGGCAAAAGUCUUCCUGUCUUCUGAAAAUGCAAAUAAAGUCAUUCAGAGGUCCAAGAGAGACAACUUUAUCUUCAUCGAGGAAUUACUGAAGGGAAAUCUAGAAAGGGAAUGCCUUGAAGAAAGGUGCUCAUAUGAGGAGGCGAGAGAGACAUUUGAAAACACAGAAAAAACUAAGCAAUUUUGGAGCCAGUAUCAUGGUGGGAUGAAAUGUUCUUUAAAUCCCUGCAAAAAUCAAGGCAGUUGUAAAGAUACCAUUCGAAGUUACAUCUGCAGUUGCCCUGAAGGAUAUACUGGGAGAGACUGUCAGUUUGCAAAUAAUGAGUGUCAUCCUGAUAUGGAGGAUGGAUGUCAGCACUUUUGUCAUCCUAGUUAUGAGGCAGACUCUUACUCUUGUUCAUGUGCUAAUGGUUACAAACUUGGUGCGGAUGAGAAGUCAUGUCAUCCAGAAGAUCCCUUUGCGUGUGGACAAAUAUUAAAUCUUGAGGUAUCCAUAACAAAAAAUCGGAAUCAUUUGCAGGCUGAUAUUUUCCCUUGGCAGGUACCAGUGCUAAACUCCCAAAAGGUUCAAGUUUGUAGUGGAGUGGUACUGAGCGAGUCUGUAGUACUGACAACCGCCUCGUGUAUAACUAUGUAUGACCCAUACUUCGUUGUUGCAGGGGUGCAGCAGAAGAGUGGACUGGGGCAAAGACAGAUGAUCAGGGUGAAAACCAAACAAGUACAUAUGAGAUACUCUGAAGAGACUGGUGAUAACAACAUUGCAUUACUUAAACUGAAAGAGAAAAUUGUUUUCCACAACAAUAGCCUUCCCAUCUGUAUUCCACAGAAAGACUUUGCAGAAAAUGUGCUGGUACCAUUUAACACAGGUCUAGUCAGUGGCUGGAAAAGCUCCUCAGAAGAGGAGGCUGAUGCAUUGAUUCCCAUUCAGUUCUACACAAAAUACACCAACAGAACUGAAGUUUGUGAACAAUCUCUAAAUGUGACGCAAACAAACAGAAUGUUUUGUGGGGUUUCACAUGAAGCUAUCGACUCUGAGCUGUCAGAGGGAGGACAUUUGGCUGUACAACACAAUGGUGUAUGGUUUCUAGGUGGCAUAAUGGGAUCCUGGCAGCCGACUUUAUUAAACAAGGGUGUGUUUUCAUUUACCAAAUUAUCCAGGUAUAACAUGUGGCUAAAACAAAAUGGCAGUUAAUGUUUAGUAUCAGAAGAAAUUUGUAGUCAAGAUGAAUGUUUUCUUUUGUGUCAUUAAAUUAAGGGUGUUGUUCUGUUUUUGUUAAUAAAUACAGCUACCCCACAUUUAAAUAUA